This is a messenger RNA of Auanema sp. JU1783, 528 nucleotides long. The record is from the annotation of a GenBank genome assembly. Lineage: Eukaryota; Metazoa; Nematoda; Chromadorea; Rhabditida; Rhabditidae.
AUGCAAAGCUGUGAAUUUUGUUUGACGGAAGGACGGGAGUUGUAUUGUUGUCCGAAAUGUAAUGUGAACUACUGCAGUAUAAGAUGUUAUCGUAAUGAGAAGCAUAAUAACUGUACUGAGGUUUUCUAUAAGGAAUGUGUGAAACAGCAAUUGGAAGGAAAACGGUUCGAGGGGAACCCUACUGAUACGUUUGAAGAACGCAUGCAGAAGUAUGUUCGCGGUGAAAUAGAUGAACUUCCAGGCACUGGUAAACCAGAAGAGGAAGGCGAACCAAUAGAUUCAGAUGAUGAGGAUCCAAAUGCUCCCGAAGACAACUAUCUUACAAAUGUUUUGCAAGAUACAAUCGAUGGAUACACUUUGGCCGACGAUGAAUUGGAUCGAAGGCUGUUGGCUAUGGGAUUAGGAGCAGAUGUGGAACAGUUAAUGAGCUCACUUACCGACGAAGAAAAAGCUGCGUUCGCUCAACUUUCCGAACAGAUUUAUCAAAAGGAAGAAGGAUUAGGUACGAGUUGCUUUUCAAGAAAUUGA